Westerdykella ornata is the source of this 948-nucleotide messenger RNA. RefSeq lists its product as uncharacterized. NCBI's taxonomy places the organism in Eukaryota, Fungi, Ascomycota, Dothideomycetes, Pleosporales, Sporormiaceae. Bases 30 to 770 code for a protein of 246 amino acids. The transcript is spliced from 3 exons. The record is from RefSeq and is a predicted model, not a curated record.
CAACUAUGGAUGAUUGCGAGCACGGCAAUAUGAGUAUGGACAUGGAUGGCGAUGGACCCUCGUCGCACCACAACCCUUUUGAUAUGCGACCCAGCAUGGAACCCGCACUUCCGAUAAUUCCCGAAUCACCCAACCCUUCGCCGCCAUGGAAGAGCGGAGUUGCGGAUGCCAGGAUGCAGAGCCAGAUCAUGAACGGGAACGGCGGUGGUCUCACUCCCCGUCCGCAUCCGCUUUUCCCCGCCAAUGGAGGUAAUCAACCUACGCUGAAGACCACUAACGGUGUUAUGACUUCCACUCCGAGGAAUGAGGAAGACUCUUUUACCUCGACGAAUGGUACCCAUGGGACAACGCUGGAUGAUGAUCCUUAUGCGUGGAUGGAGUCUCCGGAAAAGAUCGCUCGCCUUCGAGACUUGAAGAAUUUCGCGCUCGGAAACGCCCGCCUCCUCUACGGCAACGACCGAAACCGGUACCACGACAUCGUCACCGCGUACAUCCCCGUCUCCACCUCUGACUCCACCACUCCUGGCUUCUCAAACGGAGGAGUCGGAAGCAGUGGCCUAGGCACAUGGGUAGCCAUCCUCAUCAUCACCAUCGACGGCACGAGCAAAGCGCUCCGGGAGGAGAGAAGCGAGUGUCCGAUCCGAGCGACGCAGGCGCUUGUGAGGGGGUUGAUGAGGGAUACGGGGGUGCUGUUUUGUGGGUUACCGUUGCUGUUGCUGUUACUGUUACUGCCAUCGUCACUUCCCCAUUCUUCACAAAUCACAGUCUGACAUCUGAGCUUUCGGUUCUUCUUUCCAUGUUUCGUUCUUUCGUUCUUUCCAUCUUCCAUCCUCUUACGUCCCUACCCGCCUACCUCCCCCUCCCCAACCCCCUCCUAUUCUACUUCACCGAUGAAGAUCCACUAAACUAACCCUCCCCUCACAGCACACAAACACCCCAUCACGGGCG